Microthlaspi erraticum is the source of this 1629-nucleotide messenger RNA. NCBI's taxonomy places the organism in Eukaryota, Viridiplantae, Streptophyta, Magnoliopsida, Brassicales, Brassicaceae. The record is from the annotation of a GenBank genome assembly.
AUGGGAGGAAUGAAAGAUGAGGCCAAGAGGAUAACGAUUCCUCCAUUGUUCCCAAGGGUUCAUAUGAAUGACACUGGAAGAGGAGGCUUGUCUCAGCCUUUUGAUGGCAAAUCAAUGUCUCUCUACAAACGUUCCACUCUUCCUUCUCCGACCAGCAAUAAGAUCUCUGAUUCUCCUUCCAUUUUCUCUCUGUCUCUUCCUCCACCACCCAACAACACCCAUCUCACUGAUCGACCUGAAAAGAAUCAGUUUUCACCAAUCUGUAACACUUCUCCAGCAACAAAGUUUGAGGGGAAGAUAAAUAAAAAAGUCAUGAACUAUCCAAGUCUUAGAGGAUCAUCAGUUACUAAUACUAAGCCUAGUCCAAUAAAACAAAAUGAGUACCAUUUCAAGAAUCUCACAAACUUGGAUCCUCUUAAAGUUCCUGUUGUUAGACGCUCAGAGAAAGAUCCACAAGCAAACACAGACUUGUCACUUCAGUUUUGUACUAUCAAUAGCAGUAAAGCUGUAGGAGAAGCUGCUGGUUCAAAGACUGCCAUGAACAAUCUUCGUAUUCAAGAAAACCGUUUGCCAGGGUGUUUGGAAAAUGAAAACCAGAAUAGGUCUCUGAAUAUGAUGAAAAGUCAACUGUAUAGAAGAAGAGCCAUUGAUGUGUUCAACGAUGAAACUCAGAAGAAGCCUAAAACUCUGCCUCCAGGUGAACAAGAUGUCUCCGACUGUUCUGCAAUAGAAUCUUUGUCUGGUAUGAGUGCAUCUUCUAAUGAUGUUGCCAGAGUGAUUGGUGACAAGAGGUUUUGGAAGAUGAGAACAUAUAUGAUCAAUCAGCAGAAGAUCUUCACUGCACAAGUCUUUGAGCUUCAUAGACUGAUAAUGGUUCAAAAGAUGAUUGCAAAAUCACCAAAUCUUGUUCUUGAAAGUAAGCUUAACGGCGGCAAACGUGGCACAAUGAGGCCAUCACAUUUGCUGGAAAUGGCGGCUUCAAAGGUUAAGAAACCAAACACUGAGAAUCAAAAACCUGUAAUAAUAACAGAAGACUACCCAGAGCAUAUGAAACCAAAGCUUCCUCUACUGCCUUCCUUAGGCAAAGACCUAGUGACACCAAUCUGGCCACAACAGCUACUUCCUCCUCCUGGAAACCAAUGGUUAGUUCCUGUAAUGUCUCCUUCAGAAGGUCUUGUCUAUAAACCAUACGCAGGACCAUGUCCUCCUCCUUCUUCAGCUUUCAUGGUUCCAAUGUAUGGCCAAGAUUCUCUUGAAACAGCAUUCAGGUUCCCUGUCUCAUCUCAGUUUAGCCACAGCUACUUCCCACCGAGGACAACAGCACUUGACCAGACAAACCCGUUUGGUCAGUUUCAAAGGUGGUCUAGCACAUCGAGCCACAUGACUCAAGCGAUUCCAUUUUCUUUAAAGAAGUCUCAGGAGUCUAAUGACAGUGAGGUACAUGGAAGUACAGCUUCAAGUCCACCAGAGAAGCAUAAAUUUGAUGUGCUUCCUCUUUUCCCUACAGAGCCUACUCAUCACGCCAUUAAAGCCAUUCCUCAUAAUCCAACAUCUGCCUCUGAAUCUGCUGCAAGAAUCUUCCGUUCCAUUCAGGAAGAAAGGAGGGAGACAGAUCAUAUGAUUAGUUAG